This is a messenger RNA of Fusarium coffeatum, 651 nucleotides long. RefSeq lists its product as uncharacterized. The transcript is spliced from 2 exons. Lineage: Eukaryota; Fungi; Ascomycota; Sordariomycetes; Hypocreales; Nectriaceae. Bases 1 to 651 code for a protein of 216 amino acids. The record is from RefSeq and is a predicted model, not a curated record. Gene Ontology annotation, cellular component: nucleolus. Gene Ontology annotation, molecular function: RNA binding.
AUGUUCGCCAAACCGAGGCCCAAGAAGAGCGUUCUUCCGCCACAGUACAAGAAGCGAAAAGCAACAUCUGCUGUUGAAGAAGUAAAUUUCGACUUCGAUGCGCGACAAGAAUAUUUAACUGGCUUCCAUAAGCGCAAGCAACAACGUAUCAAAAAUGCGCAGGAGGAGGCUGCUAAGAGAGCUCGUCAGGAGAAGCUUGACAUGCGAAAGCAGAUACGGGAAGAUCGAAAACGCGAAGUUGAAGAGCACGUACAGACCGUAAAUCGAUUACUAAAAGAGUCAGAGGCUGCUGGUGCUGUUGGCCUCGAUUCUGAAGAAGAAGACGACGAAGAAUGGGGCGGCAUCCCUGACCAGCCUGAGCUUGACAUUGUCGACCACGAAGAAGAGUACAUUGAUGAGGAUCGUUACACGACAGUCAAGGUUGAGUCUGUUUCGGUAACAAGAGACGGAUUUCAGAAACCGCAGUUCGACAGCGAAGAUAAGAGCGAAGAUAAGAAGGUUGAAGAGACAAAGGAUGAUGUAAAGAAGGCCCGGCGGGAACCCAAGAAGAAGAAGAAGAAGUUCAGAUACGACACCAAGUUUGAAAGACAACUUGCAGACAGGAAGGUUAGAGCCCAAAAGAGCAAAAUGGCAGCAAGAAGGUCGGGCUAA